This is a messenger RNA of Acaulospora colombiana, 615 nucleotides long. The record is from the annotation of a GenBank genome assembly. NCBI's taxonomy places the organism in Eukaryota, Fungi, Glomeromycota, Glomeromycetes, Diversisporales, Acaulosporaceae.
AUGGCUUCCAAACCAUGUUAUAGAUUCCUAGGUGAAGAUUUUCAAGAUGAUCAGGACAAGGCGAAAAAAGUUUGGAAGCGUUUGUCUAAUGAGGAUAAACAUAUGUACAAUCAAUUAUUAACAUGCAAUAAUGUCCUUCACGACAUUUUAUGGGAAAACUAUCGAUACAGAAAGUUAAAAAAUGAAGAGUGCGAGUACGUGUAUACAAAACGCGGAAGACUUGAAGAGUACUCACCGACAUUCUUCAAGCCGAUUUCACGCAAUCGAAACCACCAAUCCAUGAGAAAUAACCUGCCUACGUACCCUACUAUAUCCACUCAUUCCUUAUUGUCAAAUAACAAAAAAGUAAGUAAAGAAAAAAAAAAAUCCAAAUCCCCUAAAUCUCAUUCUUCUAAAGACUCAAAUAUGACAUUGGGCACAUCGAAUCAUUCUUUGCCGUCGAAUGACGAAUCCUCUGAAGGCUCGAAUUACCAUGACUUUUCUCCGCGCUCUCCUCGUAUGAUAUUGAACCAGCCAACCGUGUCGUCGAAUGAUAAAGAUAAUAAAAAGUCACAACUCCCUCUCUAUAUGAUAUUGGACAUGUCAGUCUUACCAUCUAAAUAUUCUAAAGAUUAA